GAGGAGUACAAGAUAAAAUUGAUAAAACUUUUACAAGUGACUGUUUCUUCAUAAAAACAUGAAACUGGCUGGGUAAAAAUAGUUCCGUUGCAUGAACAGACAUGACGUCACGUCUCCAUAACAGCCUUUGUGAGGCAAUGCUGGUUGUCGGACUUGAUCAAUAUACAGGCCUCAGACCAGCCCAACCACAGCCACGGAAUGCUGUUAAGAACAUUGAAGUUCCAUUCACACAAGCCUAUGAGCCUCAGGUGCUUGCUGCCAUCUCUUCUAAUGUUGCUAUGUUUCCACAAGCACCAAUAAAGAUGGACCCCUACUACCCAUACUCAGCUGGAGUUACCAGAUACAAGUCACAGCAAGCACUGAAGCAGCCUGGCCAGAGGCCCUCCAGGCGCAUCUCCAUGGGCAUUAUGGGAAGUGGUCACAGAACGGCAGGUCUUGACAGGUCACGAAGGUCAACAAUGAGGUCCCGUAGAAUGUCUGUUAAGCCCCAGGAGCUCCCCAUAUCAACUGAAGUGAUCAAUUCAUUACAUGCUUUCUGCUUCCCAGACUAUGCCUAUGUUCACAAGCGGCAACGUAAGGAUCGUGUUCACUAUUUGGUGCUGACUGAUGUGACAGGGGACAGAUCUUAUGCUACAUGUCUUACAUAUUACAGACAGGUUCUUAUUGAGAAAGAAAUGGUUGAUAAUGAGACAGAAUGGAAGUUUGCAGAUAUGGAGGACAAAGACAUUAAAGAAGUUCAGUUAACCAUUGGUCAGUUCAAAGUGUGGCUCCCAGUCUGCUGUGUUAUGAUCUCUAGCCACCCUUACCUCACUGUAAUGAAAGAUUGUCUCUCAAGCUUAGUGCAGUUGAUAAAGCAAGAUCAUGAAGAGAUGAACACAUUCUUGAAGGACUAUACCCGCCAGUUGACCAUGACCCCAGUGCCCCCUGCUGGCAUGAUCUCUAUAAAUUUCAGUUUAUACCAACUGACAAUCAAUCUCCACUCCUCAGACCACCCUGAUAGAAAUGUGAUAGACAUUCCUCUGAACAUUCCAUUCCUCUCAUUCACCAUGGAGAACCUGCUGAAGAUCAUUGCCUGCAUGUUAACCCAACAGAGGAUCGUCUUCAUGUCAACUAGCUAUGCAAUACUCACUAUUGUCAUGGAGAGUUUUCUCAACUUUAUUCAUCCAUUUGAAUGGCAGCAUCCUUAUGUCCCCAUCUUGCCUAGUAGGCUGUUAGAACUAGUAGAUGCCCCUGGAACAUUCCUAAUGGGCUGCCAUGCUGAACACAGACCAGAUAUUGAACAGGUGGAUGGUAUAGUGAUAGUAGACAUAGACAGUGGCCAAGUGGAGGUGUCUGACAGCCUGUAUAUUCCUAGUCUACCCUCUGAGCCAGUCUCUAUGUUCCGCACUGCAACACAGCGCAUCAUGCCUAACUUUGAUCUCAUUCUUAUUAACAGUACAAGCUGUCUGAGUCUAGAAGAAGUACGCUUAGAAAGAAGAAGGCUAACAGAAAUGUUUAACAGAUUUGUUACUGCAUCCUUCAUGGAGCUCAUGGUGAACUUAUUUAGGGAUGUGCUUACCAAUAUAAAGGUGAUAAAGGCAGACAAGAGGUACUUCAACAAGGAAAACUUCCUGGAAUCUCAGCUGCCAGGUGAUACUCCAUUUUAUGAACAGGUGGUAAACUCAGAUAUGUUCAACAAGUUCCUGAGGGACAGAAUGAAUGACAAACGAGACUCUUGGGUAGAGUUUGAGGAAAAGACACGUCCAGUUGCUCGAAAUUCUUUACAAGGAGUUAACGAUAAAUCUGAAUUAAUUCGUCCAUUACUGUUAAAACAGCGCCGUUCAUCAUCCUCCUGUGUCUCAGUUGCGGACCCCACUAAACUCAUCUAUUCAACAUCAGGUGUAACCACCAUAUUUCAUCUCCCUGAAUUUAAAAACACAGAUGGCUUUUACGAGAGAUCUUGUCAGGAGAUUUCCAUUAAGCUGGAGACCAGUAAGCUGCCAUCCCUAAGAGCCCCACUUCUGUAUUUGCGUGGCAUGCUGCGUGUAGCUUGUGGUCGCCCUGUAGAAGGCCUAGAAGAUUUCUACAACCUCUCAGCUAAUGAUACUCGCCUCUUUCCUAGACAGGUGAUCAGAAAGGUCCUCUCAGUAAUGUCCACAGUUGAGAAAAGCAAACUAACAGAAUCAGAAUUUUACCGCAAGUCGGCAUUAUUUAGGAAGAUAGAUGAUGAAGCUUCUCAUAUUGAGAGUAUUCACAUAGAUAUUGGUGGUAUACCGCAGACUGACAUUGAUUUUAAUGAGUUUUAUGAAGCCAUCCAGAUAGUUGAGAUAGCUGCUGACUAUGACACUAUAGUGCGCCUGUUUGAGUCUCUCACUCUUGGAAAGCAAGACUAUGUAGACCCUGUUACAUUUGAGAUGCUGUAUGAGUGUUGGAAGGAGAAUGAGGUUCAAUGCAGGGAAGUGCACCCCCCUGAAGGCUUCUUAGAUCCAAACGAGUGCAUAUUGAAAGUAUCUAAUAUGAUGAAAUGUGACAGAGGGACUGGACGACUGGCUCUAACACAGAAAAGACUAUUCUUCCUACAGGAGGGUUCCAAGAAGUUUGUUGAAAUCAUCAAACUGCGAGAUAUCUCAUCGCUAGAGAAGAUACAGCAGAUGUCCUUCCUCGUAGGGGUAGAGGCUCUCAGGGUGUAUUCCAAGGUGUCUGAGUGCCCACCAUUUGUUGCAUGUCUAAAGGAGGAGAGAAACUGCUGGUGCAUGCUGGUUACUGAAAUGGCUGCUGGGAAGGUUAUUGCAGAGGAGCUGAGGGAUCCUGGGAUUGUUCAGCAGGCAGCACAGAAUGUCCUAUUAGUGGAUGCUGUCAUUCGCAGUGGGGAGGAGAACUGCUGUUCCCAUCAUACAUCAGUGGAGAGAGCAGCCUCCUAUCUCUGUUACUUCACACGCAGGAAGGAGGAUGGAGUAGACAAGCUACCCCCAGAUACAAAGCAUGUUCUCCAGCACCGGAUCAACCCUAAUGUCCGGGAAGUGGACAAGAAAGCCAUCGAGGCUCUCCUGUACACUCCAGGAAACAAGAGUGGGUCUAGCAAUGAAUCUGAUAGUGAAAUAGAACUAGGUCCCAAGCUAUGGUGUGCCAUGGGCAGUGGCAAAGUACUAGUCUAUGAUGCUAGCACAUGGCUUCUACAGGCUAAGUUCACACAGGCUAAAGGCAGAGUGGUAUGUCUGGUUGCAGUAGGAGAGAAUCAAAUCUGGGCUGGCUCAUUUGACAAAACAAUCUACGUCAUUGACAUUGCCACUGUCACGUCUAACCAGUCUCUCAUGGAGCACACUGAUAUGUUGUCUGACAUCACAGUUAGUAAAGACCAUAGGACAGCUUUCUCUGCCAGCCUUAAUGGACAGAUUCUGGUGUGGGACACUGAGAAACUACAGUCCAUGUACCAAAUCAAUUUAGCUGUACAAUGUCUCUCUACAAUACAGUGGGUCGAUGGCAAUUUGUGGUGUGGUACAAAGGAGAGGAUCAUUGUGGUAACAGAGGCAGGAGGGAUACUCAAGAGACUCCACUGUACAGAUGAAGCCAAAUAUACCCUCUCAAUAGACUGCUUUCUUAUCACUCCACAUAAAGAGGUAUGGACAGGUUGUGGCAGACAGGGACUGAUCACUAUAUGGGAUCAAGAGACAUUUGAAGAGAUCAGACAGUCAAGAGUAGAGUGUAGGGGGAUCAGUAAGAUGGUCUUAGUACAGAAUAAGGUUUGGGUUGGCUCUAAAUCUGGCUUCAUCUACAUCUUCAAUUGCAGUAACCAUUUGCUAGAGCAGCAGCUAAAGGCUCACAAUGACUCUGUACGCUCUAUGUGUACAGCACAGAAUAGAUACAUUAUGAGUGGAGCUGGGAGUGAAGACGGGAAAGUUGCAAUAUGGAGGGCAUCGACUGCGUAAUAUUUUCAGUUGAAGGCCCACAGACUGACAUGUAUGUUCCAUUGAGCCACACAGAAUAGAACUUUUAGAGCUCAUCAUAUCGGGACUUCUGUUUCAGCUAAAGUUGUCAUGUUUUGCAGUAUAGCAACCGUGAUUUCCUAAAUGAACUACCAUAUUCUCUGUAAAAAGUGCACAAUCCCCUCCCAAAAUGUACAUUGAAACUAGUGAAAUAUUGACAAAUUCUAAAGACUGCACAUCAGUACAAACACUCUCUUGAAGCCCCAUAGUACAAACCAUGUUUGAUCAAUAUAUUGUCCAAACUUCUUUUUUAGUCGUUAUCACUAUGCAAUAGGUUCUCUACAGCUCCCAUGCAAUGUAAUCAAGAAGGUAUCAAAAAACCUCAAAGCCCUACAGGAAAAGGAUUAAAGUCUUGUUUGCUGGUCAGUCAAUUUUCAAUAUUUCUGAAAUGCACCAUAUUUGUCAUAAAAGUCGCAUGUGUGAUCUUUGAGGGAUGAGCACUCUUUAGAGAGUAUAUGGUAUAUCUAUGCAUACUGUAUAUUUUACAUAAAUCAUAUUAUUGUCCAUAAACCUACAUGACUGUGACAGCACUACCCUAGAUGAAUCCAUUGAAACUGGAAGAGUCUAGGAAUGAAGUUAAGGGAGAGCAACAGCUUCAAAUCUUUAUUACGUACUCUACCUUUAUAGUUAAUGUAUACAAUUUCUCAAAUUUUUGAGAAUUUAUAGUCUAGCUACAAGCCCUUGUGACCCCCCACACACCUCCCCACUGUGUGAGAAGGUGUUAAGUUAAGUAAUGGGGGGGGGG
Owenia fusiformis is the source of this 4707-nucleotide messenger RNA. NCBI's taxonomy places the organism in Eukaryota, Metazoa, Annelida, Polychaeta, Sabellida, Oweniidae. The record is from the annotation of a GenBank genome assembly.